AUGAUCUCCUGUGAUGGACGAGAAGGAAGUUCAGGCCAUCAGAGAGUGGGAGCCUCCUACCGACGGUAUCUGAGUGACGGUCAUUCCGUCGGUUUGGUGAAUGACUCUCGGCGGUUCAUCAAGGGAUUUUCUGCAAAAGCAGCGGAACUAUUAAAGAAUAACAAGUCGUGGGAGUGGACCAAGAGGUGCCAGAAUGCUUUCGAGGAGUUGAAGGCAGCUGUGACACAGGAGCCUGUUCUAGUCUUGCCAGACUUCGAAAAGGUGCUCGAAGUCCACACAGAUGCUUCCGACCUUUCCAUAGGAGGUGUGCUUAUGCAGGAGGGGCAUCCCAUCGCCUUCGAAAGCCGCAAACUCAAUGAUACAGAGCGAGGAUACAGAGUGCAAGAUAAGGAGAUGACAGCCAUAGAGCGAGCUGUCUUUGGCACAAUCUGUACUGUAGCCGGGAAAGCAGGAGUCAAGCUGUUCACAAGCAGUGGUUAUGAGCCGUAUCUCGCAUCUAAAGCCAAUCCAUUUACAAGUGAAAUCUUGCCCAACUCCAACUACAAGGAAAGAAAGGGUGAUCUCAUGGUAAUUGCACAAGGGAUAGAAAGAUCCCAAGAGACAACUAAUGUUGAAUGCAAAGAAAACACGCAGGAGGUGGGUAAGACACAUGAGAUAAGAGAUGGACGGUUGGUGAGGGGUCUAAAUUCUACUUUUAUAGCUCUUAUUCCUAAAGGGGGUCAACAAGAGCAAAUAUCAGACUACAGGCCAAUCAGCUUAAUUGGAAGUAUUUAUAAAUUGCUGUCAAAAGUCCUUUCUGUGCGUCUGAGUUCGAUGCUGCCAGUUUUGUUGAGUCAGAAUCAAUUCGCUUUCACAGAAGGCUGCCAGAUUGCAGAUUGCUCUUUAAUUGCUAAUGAAAUUGUCCACACCAUGGCUUCAAGGCCAGAAGGAGGUCUAUUAUUUAAAAUUGAUUUUGCUAAAGCUUAUGAUAAUGUUGAAUGGGAUUUUAUGCUAGAGCUUCUACAGGAAAUGGGUUUUGGGGAAAAAUGGAUUAGUUGGAUGCAGGUGUGUGUUUCAACAGCUUCUUUGGCGGUCCUGGUUAAUGGCUCGCCUUCUGAUUUCUUCAAUAUUCAGAAGGGACUGCGUCAGGGUGACCCUCUCUCACCUUUACUAUUUAAUAUUGUGGCAAACAGGAUGUCUUCCAUGCUUAAUCAGCUACUAGAAGGGGACGCACGAUGUGGAGUGGUAUUGGCGUCGGGGUCCCGCAUAAAUCAUUUACAGUUUGCAGAUGAUUCUUUGCUGUUUUCUGAUUGUGAUGAGCUUCAGUUCCAGACUUUGGCUAUGGCAAUUGAAGCUUACUUAUACAGUUCAGGUUUGAAAGUAAAUUUUAAUAAAUCAGCGGUGUAUGGGGUGAAUGUCUAUCCAUCUUUGGUACAACAAGCUGCAUCUUGGUGGAACUUUAAAAUAGGUACACUACCUUUCAUUUAUCUUAGGUCUCCAUUGGGUGGUAAUCCUAGAAGAUUGUCUUUCUGGAAUCCGGUGCUGGAAAAUAUGACUGCAAAAUUGGGUUUAUGGAGUUCCCGCUUUCUGACUUUAAGAGGGAGACUAGUAUUGAUCAAAUCUGUUCUGAAUGCUAUUCCAUUGUACUAUAUGGCUCUUUACAAAGCUCCAAAGGGGAUAAUCCAACGGAUAGAGAAGAUUAUGCGUCGUUUCUUAUGGGGAGGCCCUUCCGGUGAAAAUAAAAUCAUGUGGGUAGCAUGGGAAGACUUGUGUAAGGGUACCCGGUUUGGAGGUUUAGGAGUGGGUUUCCUUGAAUGGAAAAAUAAGGUGAUGCUUUUGAAGUGGGUGUGGCGGUUUAGUAGGGAGAGAGAUGCAUUAUGGAGGGAGGUGGUUUGUACGAAAUAUGGUUUACCACUCCAGCUGAUAUCUUUUAAUGUUGAUCCUGCUGAUGUGAAAAAAUUAUCUAAGCCUUUAGCAUAUGUGUAUGGUGUUUGGCGUGAUAGUGGGCUAGUGGACAAUGUUUUUAGGGAUGGGAUAGCUUGUCAGAUAGGGAGGGGGAGGGGUGUUUUUUUCUGGUUGGAUCUGUGGGUAGGCAUUGCGCCUCUUAGUGAGGCUUUCCCUCGGAUGUUUGCUUUGGCGGUGAAUAAGAGGGCAUUGGUGUGGGAGUGUGGCACGGUUGUAGGUCCUCAUUGGGGGGAGAGGGCGGAUACAGAUUCGCUCAUUUGGAAACAUGAUAAUAUGGGACUAUACAGUGUUAAGUCUAUGCCUGUAGUAGUGGAAGCCCGGUGGUUCACAGAGGAGGGAUGGUUUGUCCCUCAAUUCUUGAGGCCUGUUUUACCUUCAAAAGUUGCUUUAUUUAUGUGGCAGACAGAUGUGUUACAGAGGGAGGGCAUUACAUGGACUGUUUCAGAAUCAGUUUCGACUUUGCUGGCUGAAUGGAGUCUGUUACGCAAAACUACUUCAAGAAUUUUGUGGGAUUUGAUUCCUUAUGCAUUAUGCUGGGAAAUAUGCAUGGCUCGAAAUGAUGUGAUUUUCCAUGAUAAACUCUUUGAUGCAGAAGCCAUUUGGGAGUCUCACGUAUUUUUGUUAUUUACUUGGAUAAGAGCUUGGUGGCAAGAUUGUCCUUAUGAUGCAAAUCAGUUUGAAAGGGGUUUCAUAAAAAUUGAUUUACAUGCCAAGGGUAGUGUGCGGCCUGUCAUACCUUGGAAACCACCUCAAGGGACGACUUUGAAAUUCAAUGUGGAUGGUUCUUUCCAAUCAGGAACAGCAGGCAUUGGAGGGAUUUUGAGGAACAAUGCGAGGAAGGUGAUUGAGAAAUUUUCAAGAAAGGUGGAGGUAAAACGAGCGGAUGAGGCGGAGGUUUUGGAAAUCUUGUAUGCCUUAUUAUUUUGUCUGCAGUUCAUGGUAUGUACGGUUGAAAUUGAGAGUGACUCAAGUCUUGCUGUGGAUUGGGUGAGCGGGACAAAAAACAGACCUUGGAAUUUAACUAAUGAGUUGAAUAUGAUUGAUUAUUUAUCUCCAUUGGUGGCGUGUUGCGGAGUCUCUCAUAUAUUAAGGGAGGGGAACAUGGAAGCGGAUGAACUUGCAAAGGAGGGAUGCUCUCGUGAGGUGCCAAUUUGGCACUAUGAUGGUUUGCUGUUUUCUGGUGCUGCUGCUGCAGAUUUCUGUUGUGCUGUCGUUGCUGAUGCUAUUGUUGCUUCUGCUAAAACUUAA
Lotus japonicus is the source of this 3192-nucleotide messenger RNA. RefSeq lists its product as uncharacterized. Bases 1 to 3192 code for a protein of 1063 amino acids. The record is from RefSeq and is a predicted model, not a curated record. NCBI's taxonomy places the organism in Eukaryota, Viridiplantae, Streptophyta, Magnoliopsida, Fabales, Fabaceae. Gene Ontology annotation, molecular function: RNA-DNA hybrid ribonuclease activity; nucleic acid binding. The transcript has 8 exons.